Trichomonas vaginalis G3 is the source of this 3180-nucleotide messenger RNA. RefSeq names its product meiotic chromosome condensation. Gene Ontology annotation, cellular component: condensed chromosome, centromeric region. The record is from RefSeq and is a predicted model, not a curated record. Gene Ontology annotation, biological process: mitotic chromosome condensation; meiotic chromosome condensation. Lineage: Eukaryota; Parabasalia; Trichomonadida; Trichomonadidae. The transcript has a single exon. Bases 1 to 3180 code for a protein of 1059 amino acids. Gene Ontology annotation, molecular function: histone binding.
AUGAGUGAAUCCUUGUCUCAGCAGGCCAUAGGAUUCCUCAAUUCACUUGGUAUCACACAAUUAUCACGAUCAGAUCAUUAUAAUGUUACACAUUACGGUGAAAUGCAUAAUACAGAAAAUCUUGAAGAAAUAUCAAGGUUAAUUCAUGAGAAUCCAACAGAUUUUAAAAAACUAGUAUCCAUUCUCCGAAACAUCAGAGAUUGUGGCGAAUAUACCGAGUUUUUUGCUCUACUAGAAAGUAACGAUCUCCCGCUUGAUAUAUUCAUUCCUUUAUGUAUGAAAUUUAUAACGAAAGAAGAUAUAUUAGCUCAAAUAUCAUCAGUUUUAUAUGGAAUACUCCUCGGAUAUCGUCCUAUUCAACAUAAUUACAACGAAAUUUUGAUUCAGAAAGUAAUUCAUAACAUAAUUAAAGCGUCAAAUUCAGUAGAACUAAAGAAAGAUAUCACUGACGUCGACAUUUCUUACGUUUCCAUAGCAGAUGGCUUUUUUAGUGAAUUUUCUUCAGCAAUUUCAGCAGAUUUCAUCAAUAUCGCAACGCGUGAAGUAUAUACAGCCUUCAUAGAACUAUCUUUUAAGAUAGGAUCUACAAUGACAAAGCAAAUUUCACAAUACGUUCCAAAUUUAGAAGAAAAUGUCAUGAAAUUCAUACAAUCAGCAUUACAAAUAAGUCCAGAUUACGUUGCGCCUCAUGUUGUAUCAUUUCUUGUUGCAGACAACCUACCAAAGAACCAAAGAGUUCAAAAAUUUCGAGAAAAAAUUAUAGAAUCAACGAUGUACUCAUUACAAGGCUCAGAUUCAACGCUAACAUUGAUUUGUCAACACUUAACAGUCAGAUGUCCUGAUAGAGCAGCCAUGAGAGAGAUGAUUAGUCAAACAAUUAAAUCAUUUUUUAAUGCAAUACAUGAUAAACAGAAAUACACAUCAUAUCUCAUGAAAUGCAUCAAAUCAACUAAGAUGAGUCUAAGAAAUGUCUCUUUAGAAGUCCUUUCAGUGCUAAUUCCUUAUUUUGAUUUGAAUUUUAUAAAUGAAAUUACAGAAAUUUUGAAAAAAAUGACGACAGAAGUUCAUCCGAAUAUCAAAUCGCUGGCAAUCGGUGCAUUAUCAUCUAUUGUUGAAUAUACAGGUAACACAGAUUUCUUUGAUGUCCUAAAACACUCACUUUUGGAUGAAAAAGUUGUUGUAAGGAAAAGUUCUUUAAAUUUUUUGUCAAUUUUGAUCAAAAAAAUUAAUGAAGAAAAUUCGGAGAUACUAGAACUACUCAGCCAAAGAACAAGGGACAAAUCUCCUUUAAUAAGACAUGAAGCAAUCAAAAUGCUCUCAGAUUAUUUCACAAAAUUCAUUUCGGAAAAAACUUUUUUCGUUUUUUUGGAUUCUGUUUUGCCAAGAGUUUUAGAUGAUGAUAAAAAGAUUGUAACAUUCUCAACUCAAAUGAUUGAGACCCAUUUCCUUAGUGACAUCAAUUUGUCGAUGAAAUAUUCGAGUGUUUUUGAUGAAAACAUUGUUGAAAAUUUAAGAAGUUCUUUGCAAAUUAUUAAAACAAAUUCACAAAAACAAAUCAAGAAUUUUGCAAAGUUGAUUUCAAAGAAACUUAAUGGAGAUGUUGAUGGAGGCUUCUGGGCUUUGGCAGAUGUGAUAAGCGAGUUCGAAACUAAGCAAUUCAACAAAGAUUUGUUAAAAGAUCUCUGGCCAAAAAGACUCUCAAUUUCACAUCACUUUUUGUCAAUUUGUUCGAAGCAUGCAAACAAAACAUGGAUCAAAGAUGCUAUGAAUGAUGUUACUAAUAUAUCCAAAGGUAAUUUGACAUGUAAUUACGGACAUAUCAAAUAUUUGGUGGAAAUUUCUGGUUCCGAUAAAGAAAAUACGAAAAUUUUCAGAAAUUUGUUCAAAAAGUGUCUUGAAAAGAACAUAAAAGAUAAUGAUUGCAUUGUUUACUUGGUUGGCUGCUUGUCAUCAUAUUUCACUCUUGAAAACAGAGAUGAAAUUAAUCCAUUGAUUGAUAUUUGUUUCGACAAACAAAUUGACAACAAAAUCAGAUCAAUUGGAAUUUUGUCACUUGGAAAAUGUCUAUUAACAAAGAAAGAAGUUGCUCAAGAUGUAAUAAUUUUGUUAUCUAAUGAUUUGACUUCUGAUUCUCAUUCAACAAUUAAAAUGAAUGAAAUAACUGCUUUGUCAGAUUUAUUAAUCAAAUAUGGUACUUUCGCAAGCGUUUUUAUUGAUAAUGCUUUGAAGUUAUUGAUUGAUGGAGAAGAUAUUGUUAAAAGACAUGUUCUUGUAAUGAUAACACGCUUAGUAACAGAAGAUUACAUCAAAGUGAAAUCGAAUUUAUUUUUCAAACUUUUGAAGAGUUUGUUAGAUGAAAAUCCAAUGAUUUCUAACUUUGCUUCAUCAUGUAUCUUUGAUCUGAUUGUUCCCAAAUCAUCAAAGAUAUUACUAUUUCUCUCAGAUGCUGUUUCAUUUUACAAUUCUCCUGAUGUCGGAAUUUUCGGAGUUAAUAUUCAAGAGAGGAAGAAAAUUUAUGAUUUUUGUGUCGACAGAAUGACUGAUAUCCAAUGCUGGUCAACAAUACAAACACUCUGCUCUAAAUAUAUUGAUCAUCACAUGACUGUUGAUACAUCACAUAUGAGAGAUAGCUUGACAAUUAUUGGUAUUUGUUACCAAGCAAUUAUUUCUAGAAGUUCAACAUCAAAAAGUGAUAAUUUGAAUGAAACCGAAUCACAAGAACUUAGUUCUUCACAAGAAUCAAGGAAUGAUGGAAGAGAAAGUAUCCAGAAGUUGUUAGUUAUCAUACAACAACAGAUUAUCAAAGUUUUGUUACCGAAAAUGAUUGAUUUACAUUAUCAUUUGAGGUCAACAAAUUCUCCAUUGCAAGGCGAUUUAAAGAAACUAAUGUCACUUAUUGUUAGAAGUGAUUCAUCUUUCUUGCAGUACAUAGAAAUGAUUGAUAAAACACUUAGUAAUGAAUUGAAAAUUUAUCUCCAAAGAACUCCAGAAAAUGAAGAUCCGAGUUUGCCUCCUUCUCCUUCGGUUAGAAGAGUCUUCUCUUCAUCUCUUUUGACAAGAUUAGCAGCAAGAGGAUCCCCUGCAAGACAGACAACAAACUCAACACCAAGUAGAUCUCAAACACCAGAUGAUUUUUCAAUUUUGCUCAAGAGAAUGCCAAAUUUAGACGAAGAUGAGUGA